Messenger RNA from Penicillium mononematosum, 474 nucleotides. RefSeq lists its product as uncharacterized. NCBI's taxonomy places the organism in Eukaryota, Fungi, Ascomycota, Eurotiomycetes, Eurotiales, Aspergillaceae. The transcript is spliced from 3 exons. The coding region runs from base 1 to 474 and encodes 157 amino acids. The record is from RefSeq and is a predicted model, not a curated record.
AUGUCCAUGGGAGACUGCAUAAAGCCAUACACGCAGUCCAUGCAAGCGCAGCCACAGCACAUGUUUUCUUCUUCGGGAUCGUCGACAACAUCCAACGCAAUCAGUGCUGCUGCCACCGAUCUUUCCUUUAUUGUUAUUCAUCAUCUUGUCUGCCUGUUUGUAGACUGUGUUGUCGAGGCCGAAGAACGUAUUAGGCACUCCGGCACCCUUACCUGCCUUGAGAUGGAAAGAGUCGUAGUCACCGCGCGCCUGGAGGGAGUGCUCGACGUCGGAGACAUCCCAUUGCAUCAAGUAUCUAAUAUUGAAAAGUCAGCCGUCUGGAAGGAAAAUCCGAAUGCUGCGCGUAGUGAACAAAACUCGGUCGUGGUUCCGCAGACUCCGAAUUCUGAGCAGCAGACAUUCAGAGGGCAGCCCGUCCCGGGGAUAGCAGCUUUCUUGCCGCAUUCUGCGGUGGCAUUGCAGUUCGACUGGUAA